ACACGCACACGCACACGCGCACACACGGACACACCACUCCGGGGACGCACACCCGCGCGCACACACGCAGAGGCAGCUCGCCUUCCUGCCUGGCUUCCUUCCUGUCUGCUCCGCGCCUGACAGGCCCCUCGUUGCAGCCAGGGGCCGCCCGCACCGGACUGAGGCCGGGGAAAGCCGGCGGCUAGGGCAGCGGGGGCCGCGGGUGGCGGCAGCGGCUCAUGCCCGGCCUGUCCCUGCGAGGGGCGGGCACCGUGACUCGGCUGGGCCCCCAGCGGCGGGCGAUGUGAAGAUGUCAGUGGGCUGUGCCUGUCCUGGUUGUUCCUCAAAGUCGUUCAAGCUGUACUCUCCGAAGGAGCCCCCAAACGGCAACGUUCCCCCCUUUCAUCCCGGCACCAUGCUGGAUAGGGAUGUGGGCCCAACUCCCAUGUACCCGCCUACAUACCUGGAGCCUGGGAUUGGGAGGCAUACACCAUAUGGCAACCAAACUGACUAUAGAAUAUUCGAGCUUAACAAACGGCUUCAGAACUGGACAGAGGAGUGUGACAAUCUCUGGUGGGAUGCUUUCACGACUGAAUUCUUUGAGGACGAUGCCAUGUUGACCAUCACUUUCUGCCUGGAGGAUGGACCAAAGAGAUAUACCAUUGGCCGGACCUUGAUCCCACGCUACUUCCGCAGCAUUUUUGAGGGGGGUGCUACGGAGCUAUAUUAUGUACUUAAGCACCCCAAGGAGGCAUUCCACAGCAACUUCGUAUCCCUCGACUGCGACCAGGGCAGCAUGGUGACCCAGCACGGCAAACCCAUGUUCACCCAGGUGUGUGUGGAGGGCCGGUUGUACCUGGAGUUCAUGUUUGAUGAUAUGAUGCGGAUAAAGACGUGGCACUUCAGCAUCCGGCAGCACCGAGAGCUCAUCCCCCGGAGCAUCCUGGCCAUGCACGCCCAGGACCCCCAGAUGUUGGAUCAGCUCUCCAAAAACAUCACCCGGUGUGGACUAUCCAAUUCCACUCUCAACUACCUCCGACUCUGUGUGAUACUCGAGCCCAUGCAGGAGCUUAUGUCCCGCCACAAAACCUAUAGCCUCAGCCCCCGCGACUGCCUCAAGACCUGCCUUUUCCAGAAGUGGCAGCGCAUGGUAGCACCUCCUGCGGAGCCUGCACGGCAGCAGCCCAGCAAACGGCGGAAACGGAAGAUGUCAGGGGGCAGCACCAUGAGCUCAGGGGGCGGCAACACCAACAACAGCAACAGCAAGAAGAAGAGCCCAGCCAGCACCUUCGCCCUCUCCAGCCAGGAUGUGAUGGUGGUGGGGGAGCCCACCCUGAUGGGCGGGGAGUUCGGGGACGAGGACGAGAGGCUCAUCACCCGACUGGAGAACACCCAGUUUGACGCGGCCAACGGCAUUGACGACGAGGACAGCUUUAACAACUCCCCUGCACUGGGCGCCAACAGCCCCUGGAACAGCAAGCCUCCGUCCAGCCAAGAAAGCAAAUCGGAGAACCCUACGUCACAGGCCUCCCAGUAAAGGCCCUGCCACGGCUAUCCAGCGCUCUGCCUGCCUGCCCCAACCCUCGCAGCCCCAGGGAGCAGAAGACAGAAUGAAGAGACUAAGCAUCUAAAAUGGGCAGCCUCCAUCCACCCACUUCAGGGAGGAACUGAACUCUUUGGGGGCAGGUGCCAAGAUUUGCCCUCCAGUGGCCCUGGGCUGGGCCUGGUCCCUGCAGAGUCUUGGGGUUGGGGGAAGGGAGUACUCAUGUGGAUGCCUACAUGGACCCUGGGCCUCCUGAGAAAUGUCGUGACCCCUCCACCCCCCAGGGCAUUUGCCUCCAUUCUCACCCCAGGUUCUGGGUUUUACACCUCCUGAUUUCCCUCUUCAAGCCUGGGGUUGUCUAUACCCAUAGUCCUUAGGGGCUUAAAGUUUUGGGGCUUGGCUGAAUGCCUCUCCCCAAAGGUGGCUGGUAAUAGAGGGGUAAAGCUCUGGGCUCCUCCUCCCUUCUGCCACUUAUCCCAGCUCUAACUUUUUAAAAAAAAUAAUAUUAUUAAAAAUGUAAGUU
Messenger RNA from Castor canadensis (American beaver), 2045 nucleotides. RefSeq names its product LIM domain binding 1 (gene Ldb1). The record is from RefSeq and is a predicted model, not a curated record. Lineage: Eukaryota; Metazoa; Chordata; Mammalia; Rodentia; Castoridae.